AUGGCCCAACACCUCGUCAAGAACAUGUCGAGGCGACAGCGAGAGACAGGUGCUACACACCACCACCUCCGCAUCACCCGAGUGACCGCGGCCGAUAGCAGUCCAGCACCCGGCAACGCUAUCCACCCCUGGAGCAGCGCCGCCGCCCGAGCCCACCCCUGGAGCCGAGCCCACCAGAUAGCCCAGGCCGCCGCCCGGCAUCCAAGGCCACGCCGCCCCGCCACCCUCACGGCCGGAGAUGCGAGCCAAACACGGCUGCCUAGCGCGAGGCAGCGCCGAAAACCACCGCCCGGAGCCGCCGCUCCGACGCCCAAAAGCCCCCACCGAGUCUCCCCCAACAACCACCCCCGCACCAGCACCUACCCCAACCCCGGCAAAUCCAGAGGAGCCGCCGGCCUGGAGAGACGUACCUGGACCGGGGCGGCCGCGGGCGGCGACAUCAGCGCCGGCGAGCCACGAGCGGCGACCUCCCUCCAUGUGGCCGUGCAGAGGAGCCGGGGGCCGAGAUCCCCGCCGUCCCCUUCACUGGCGCCGUGGUCUUCGACCGGCAGCGCCUCCGGGGGCGGCAAGGGGAGAGGGAGGGCGGAGGGGGGCGGCGGCGGGGAGGGUUAG
Messenger RNA from Lolium perenne, 612 nucleotides. The record is from RefSeq and is a predicted model, not a curated record. NCBI's taxonomy places the organism in Eukaryota, Viridiplantae, Streptophyta, Magnoliopsida, Poales, Poaceae.